CCGAGAUCGAUAAUAUGUCAAUACCGUGGUGGAUCAUCCCUCUUCUAGGCUACCUAGCAUAUAACCGAUUCAAGAAGCAACCUCAAGGAGGGGCGACAGGGCAGUCAAUGGCUGCCAGCCCAGCUGCCGUGGCCUUCUCCUUGCACUUGCUGGUACUGGUUAAUGCUGUCCUCUAUAUAAUCCCCCUUGUGGCAUACGUGGCUCAUAUACCAUCGAUGGUCUUCUACCGAAUGACCUUCAUGGGCAGUGCUUUCGUCUGCAUCUACACUAUCUGGACUAACUAUGGUCUUCCUCCGGUUCGGAGUGGUAUGCAAGCCUUCCAGAUGUGGAUGAGUCGAGUCACCUUGGGUGCAGACUUCCCGUUCCUUUUUAUGAGUUUGUUACUGGCGACAGGAAGCUUCAUGCCGAAUAUAUUUGGGUUGUUCGUCAUUGUACGUCGUUCCCUCUGGUACUGCGGUUCUUUUGCUAACUCGCACCUUACCAAUGCUCCUGUUUGGGCCAAAAUCCAACCUUUUUGGCUGAAGCUCAAGUCUAAAGAAACAGAGAUAAUGCGGGUGUCCACCAUAUGCGAACUUGGCAUCGGUUUCCAGUACAUCAUCAAUUUGUUCACCCCCUACCGAGAGAUCAUGUCAUGUUUCCUCUUCUGGAGUCUACUGCGGAUAAGGUACCAAGCACCAAGGUCUUCGGCUCAUCAUCACGAGGCGUGGGGCAUCGUGGAUUCGAAAACACGAACCCUAACGUCCCUCCCAGUGAUAAGUACUGUCGUACAAUACGGGAAGAAAUGGUUCAGUCAGAGCCUCGCUACUCAGCAAGCACAACAAUGAUACUGUUAAGUUUGUUUCGACCAAUACACCUCAUCUUU
Perkinsus marinus ATCC 50983 is the source of this 862-nucleotide messenger RNA. RefSeq lists its product as hypothetical. NCBI's taxonomy places the organism in Eukaryota, Perkinsozoa, Perkinsida, Perkinsidae. Gene Ontology annotation, biological process: membrane organization; endoplasmic reticulum tubular network organization. Gene Ontology annotation, cellular component: endoplasmic reticulum; membrane. The coding region runs from base 15 to 824 and encodes 269 amino acids. The record is from RefSeq and is a predicted model, not a curated record. The transcript has 9 exons.